AUGGGUUUUGCUGCAAGAAGAUGGUUGUACCUACAGCUGGGCUGCAUGAUGCUGAUCAAUCUGGUUAAUGCUGACUUUAAGUUUCAAAAGGGAGUGCUUGCUAGCAUCAGCCCAGGGAUCACCGAAGACAUUGAUCUCCAGUGCUGGAAAGCUUGCUCUUUGACACUGAUAGAUCUUAAGGAACUCAAGAUAGGGCACAAUGUGGAUGCUUUUUGGAAUUUCAUGUUGUUCUUGCAAAAAUCUCAGCGGCCUGGACAUUAUAAUGUCUUCUUAAACAUAGCUCAGGAUUUCUGGGACAUGUAUGUAGACUGCUUGCUUUCAAGAUCUCAUGGAAUGGGCAGAAGACAGGUGAUGCCUCCCAAAUAUAAUAUUCCACAGAAAAUAACAGGAGGUAAUUUAAAUUUGUAUUUAAAAUAA
Saimiri boliviensis boliviensis (Bolivian squirrel monkey) is the source of this 417-nucleotide messenger RNA. Lineage: Eukaryota; Metazoa; Chordata; Mammalia; Primates; Cebidae. The record is from RefSeq and is a predicted model, not a curated record.